UGCAACAUUGGGAAUUUCUGUAUCAUAUACAGGACAACAUCUUUCUAAGCUAAAUUCAUGUGUUUGGUUUAAGGCUCUAUAAAUUAGUGGAUUUAGUUAAUCAAGAUGUUGAUGUUAGUGAUGAUGAAGAAGAGGAAUUAUUUGGGGUGGAAAAAUUCUAUGUCAUACUAUAUUUUCCUAUUUUUCGACUAAAAUCUGGCACCAUGUGCUUCAUGCCCACUAGUUCCAGUAAGAAGAAGCUGAGAAUAACCUUAUUUGUGUCAGGAAAAAGUAAACCUCUGAGUCAACUCAAUUUGUGUCUCCAGUUACUGUAAAUAUGAAAUAAAAAUAUCAUUGUGGCUGUGUUUGGCACAAGGAAAUAAGGUGCAAGGAAAUUAUCUUGAGUGUUUGACAGAUAGGAAAAUGAAAAUCAAAUGAUUUAGUGAGAGGUCAUUUCUAAAGUAUUAGCAACUUAUGCCAGCAUCCUUUAGAAAUAUGAAUAACUUCAUUAGUGGUGGAAAGACACCUUUUCCAUCAUAGAAUGCUUUAGCCGAACAAAACCCACAGGUAUUAAGUUAAUUAUAAGUCAGGUAUUAAGUUAUUAAGUGUAACUUUAUAGAUCGGAGACCCCCCUUUUGAUAUGUAUUGAGAUGGAUGUGCAUGCUUUUGUGGUCGGUUUUGGAAAUACAAACAGCUGAUUUUAUUGAAGCCUUUCUGUUGUGCUGUUAGUUUGCUUGCUCAUUAUAUACAAUGAAAUAUUGGCACUUUUGCUAACUUGCUAUAGUUUUUUUUAUAUAUAAAUAUAAAUAUAUAUAUAACUUAUCCAUUUAAAGACUAUCCCAAAACAAUAUACCAAAACAUACUGGUACCAAAAUAUUCCGUUCCAAUACCUCAACUGGAACGGAAUUCAAAACUUUGGAUGGCAGAGCUCCAUCUCCAGCUGCAAAAACCUAAGGGACCAAAAGGAAAGAGAGAUGCAUUUUAAUCUGCACACCAAGCACUAGUGCUCCCUUUGGAUCUCUCAGCUCUACGAUCACAGCCACCAACCCUUUGUGAGCAUAGAGCAAUGGGCCGUAAAGCUGGUACGCUUCAUAUCAACCCAAAGAAAUUUGGCUCUCUUCACAAGCCUUGCAUGAAGGAAAUGAUUACAUUUCUCAACUGCUUGGCUGUUAACCACAGCAGUGACGAUAAGUGUGUUAGGCAGACGGAACUUUUGAGCGCUUGUAUGGAUUCUCAGACAAGCAAUAAAAGGAAGUCCUGGGGAAGUAUUAAUUACCACCUGCAGAGGCUUAACAGAGGAAGGAAGUAGUUUGGGGUUUUUAGAGAAGAAUGUUUGACUCGGGCUCAUUAUUCAGGGGUUCAGAGUUGCAGACGUUUAGUAGCAGGAGAAGGAACUAUUUUGUUUAUUGAACCAAAGAGUGUACCAUUUCUCGAUUCAACUUGGAUGAUAUUUCACCAGUGAAAACAUCAAACAUUUUUUAAACAAAUAUACUGUAGUUUAUAUAAAUCCUCAUCCAGUAGAGGUUUGCAAUAAUCUGUAAAAUGAGUUGGACAAGAAAGGAAUCUGAGCUAUUUCUCUGCUCUGCCAUUCGAAGCUUUGACAUGUUCCUUUGAUUGCAAAA
Molecule: messenger RNA, 1601 nt
Organism: Carya illinoinensis
Lineage: Eukaryota; Viridiplantae; Streptophyta; Magnoliopsida; Fagales; Juglandaceae
Exons: 3
Coding region: 1046-1288 (80 amino acids)
Biological process (GO): mitochondrial translation
Molecular function (GO): structural constituent of ribosome
Source: RefSeq, a predicted model, not a curated record